CUUUGACCCCGUGAACUUUGUAAAAAUGGUGGACAUUGGAGCGAUAUUACGAAAAGUUAGAGUUUAUGAAAUAAUUUAGCUAAAAAUGAAUAACUGCGCUUUAAAAAUUAAUAUAGUCUAAGUUUCAUAGAAGUGACAUGAUGGAAACAAAUUUUUCAAAUCCUUAUCCUCGCCAUGGUGUCCCCACACUUAUUCCUGAGAUUGUUUCGGUCUGUCCCGACGCAUACGAUGAAAAAUCAGUGCGCGUCGUUGGUCGGUUAGUAAAUAAAGUAAAUUAAAUGUGUGCUAAUAAUGGUUUAAUCGUUUAAAGAAUUAAGAAGUUGUAUGUAAAAUUUGAAAACAUCAGUGAUCUUACAAUGUAGUUAACGUCUUUUUACAACUUUAUCCCCCCCCCCACACCCAAACCAAAAUUAAUUUAAUAUAAAAAAUUGCUAAACAAAAUAGGGUUAAACCUGAAAAAAGGAAUUUUGUUGAGUUCCUUUUUUCAGGUUUAACCCUGAUUUGUUUUACACAUUUUAUAUUGUGCUAACCUGAUUGAAGUCUCUCCCCUUAUUAAUCUUCAAAAUUAAUUUAAAAUAACAACCUUAUUUUUAUAUUUAUAUAUUCAUUAUCAAUUAUCAUUAUUAUUAUUAUUAUACUAUACUAUUAAUCAUUAUUAAUUAAUUAAUAAUAAUAGGAUAGGAGGCGUGCCUACAAUUCUUAUUCAUUACUUAACAUUAAAUUUAAGUAUAAGAUAUAGUUAUUUAGUGAGAAUUCUAGUGAGAUUACAAUUAAGAUUGCAUUAAAUGUAAACUUAAUAUCUUGCAAGAAAUAAAUAAUCUCUAUUAAUUAAUUUAAUGUCUGAUGAAAAGAAAUGAUUACUUUUUCUCAAAUAAAUUUUUUAUUAAUAAGUCCAUUGACACUGAGUCAUUAAAUAGUCAAGUAAAUGCAAAGAGAUGGCACCGCGACGUAUCACACGGCCGCCAAUGCGGCAGUGAUAUUUUAUCAUGUUUGCUAAAAUUAGGAAUAAAACGUUAAAAAUUAAUGCAAAAAUGUCCUAAAUGUAUCCCUAAACCUAACCUGAACCCUUAAUCUAUCCCUAAACCUAACCUGGGUUUUGACCCUAUCCCUAACCUGGGUUUUGACUAGGGGUGUGCCGGAGUCAGGUCCGGAAUCCGGUUCCGCCGGAUUUUGCACUAUCCGGUGAAAUCCGGUUCCGCUGGAUUUACAUGUAUCAGGAACAACCGGAUUCCGGAAUAUACUGGAUUUCGGAAUUUGCCAGAUUUUGUGACUCACCGGAUCAUAAUCUGAAAUAAAAGUAAUUCUCUUUCCCGAAUUCCACACGAUCACGAUACAUUAAUCGAUUGUUUCGAGCGUUGAGCUUGUUUAAUGUUUAAUAUUCCGUACAUACCAGAGGCUAGAGUCAGCACCGCUAAUAGUGGCCAAUAGUGUAGGGACUUUGAUAAGAAAAUUUAAACUUUUUGUAAAAAUAAACCAAUGGCAUAGUUGAAAAGAUGUAAUUUUUUAAAGAAUUAUAACACCAAAAUCAUAUUUUUAGCUGUUGUAGUUUUAAAGUUAUGAAUUUUUAAAGUACGACUUGGUUUGUCAUUUUUUAACAUGGACUGCAUCUCCACAUUCUGUGAUCUCAUUCCACCAAUCCCGUCAUGCGCAAUGACUAUAUAGUUUAUAUAAGGCAACGCAUUCCCUGCCUUAUCACUAAAAUACUGUUUAGACUUAGUUUAAACUUUCAACUUUGGCACAUGAAUAAUUAAUUAAAGCUUUCCCUGACCAAUGGUUUAAUAGUUUUUGCACACGGCAAACUCUUAUGAAUGAAACUCUGAGGUAGUACUACGAUACAGUUAUGCAAGUGGCUGUGAAUGGUUGCCAAUGACAACGUGUUGCACACGGUAAAUUCUGAUCAUUUAUAAUAUGGAUUCUACCGGGUUGUUAAAGCUCAAAUUAAAACAUUCCAGUUUAAAUGUCUUUAAAUGCAUUCUGAAACACAAGUUAUCAAUUAUUUUGAUGUAAAUAGUGAUAAUAAAUUAAUAUUUCCUAAGUAUCGUCAACUUCCGCCAUUAAAAAGGGGGGCGUGGCCAACCCCAUGGCGAAAUUAGGUUGAGCGAGCUGCAUGACCUGCUGCGAACGCGUAGAAACAUGGCGUCUCUCGUAAGACACAUAUCCAAAUGGAACGGAACUCAAAUAUAUAUCGAAAGUACUAAUUUAAUAAUAAAUAGACUUACACAUCGGAAAAUUAAAAACUCGGAUUUUUUGGCGCCGAUUGUGAAUUCCCAUACACAAAAAGUAGUCGUCCACCUUGACUUACCGAAGUAUCUACCAAUAGUACCAAAAUCCGGAAUAUUCCGGAAUCCGGAUCCGAAUCCGGAUCCGGCGGAUUUCGCAUAAGAAAAUCCGGAUCCGGUUGGAAAAAACGGAUCCGGCACACCCCUAGUUUUGACCCUAUCCCUAACCUGGAUUUUGACCUUAACCUGAACUCCCUAAAUCGAUCUCUAAACCUAAACUGAAUCCUGGGUUUUGGCCCUAUCCCUAACCUGGGUAUUGACUUUAACCUGAACUCCCUAAAUUGAUCUCUAAACCUAAACUGAAUCCUUAAUAUAUCCCUAAACCUAACCAAAACUACCCCUAAAUCCGCAAGUAAAAAAACAUGUGGCAUUUACACACUGUGGCAAGAAAACUAUGAAAAUGAAGAAAAAGCAAUAAAAAACUGGCUAAAAAUAAUGCUAAAGUAAAGAAAUAAUGAAAACCCAACUUACCGUUUCAUAGAGUACACUUUUACACAAUUUAUUUCAGGUUCCACCUAAAAGAAUAUCCAGAAAAUGAAUAAAAUACAGUGCCUUUCUAUGUAUCCAAUUUGUGUCAAAGAUGGCCAAACCAACAAUUAUGCAACCAAUGAAAUUUUAACAUAAUUAAUCAACCAAUAAAAAUUUAAUUAAAACAUGCCAUCUUCAUAUUAAUGAAAAUGUAACUCUAUUAACAAAAAUAAGUGGAGUGAAUCCAAAACAGCAACUUAACAAAAACACGUAAAAGACAUCACUGUGCCAUUUCUUAGCAUUGACCAAUAGUCAUGUAAACCCUUGUUGAGAGGGGCAAUCAUGUCCCUGAUUUUCUUUGUGUUCUUUUUUUUUUUUUUAUUUCUAUAUGAGCAACAUAAUUCCUAUUAUCAACAUACGUAAAACAUUUUAACUGAUUUCAGUUUUCUCUAUAAAAUUCAAUUCUGGCCAGAGGCAGUAAAUGCAUAAUGAAAAAGAUUUACUUCAAAUUCUUAAUCCUAUUUGUUAAUAUUGAUCAACCAUUUUUCUGAGAAUAUUUUCUAAUUCUAUUGGAAUUUAAUAACUCUGUUGUGCAGUUUAAAAUUUAAAUUAGUUAAGCUUUCCUUCUUUGUGAGUCAUGCAGGUCAAUGUAUACUGUCCUUUUGCCUAAAUAUCCACGGUUCUUUCACCAUUCUUCACCUCACCAAGUAACCCUCCCUUAUUCUUUCCUCCAGAAAUAACCCACCUUCUACUUCCUCAAACCCUAUCCUGCCCUCUCAACUCUUUCACCACAGUCUCCACUACACCAUCACUUUCCCUUCCCUUAAUUUCUACCCUUUCUCCACUUCCUCAAAUUUACCUUCCUCUCUCCUUUAAAAUGAUUCCAUGUUCCUUAUCACCAAAUCCUCACCACUUAUCCUCUCCCCCAAUACUUUGCCCCUGAACCCACCUGCUCUCAGUCUUCCCUUCACUUCUACUUCUACCCAUCAUCUCUGCACUAUCCUGGACAUCACUUUUUCCCUACCAUCUUCACCUUAUAAUUAGGCCACUCAACUCUCACCCUCCCUCCACUAAGUACCAGAUCCUCUCCAGAAAAAUUACAUGGAGCAGAUGAGUCCCAAAGUUACCUGCUGCAGAGCCCCAAUUAAUAUACACUUAAUUUCUAUUCCACUCCAGUGUGGAUCACUAUGAUGCUUUCAAAUGCAUUGCCCUUUUGUCUGAACCCAACAAACCAUCAAGCUCAUCAGUUAAACUAAGAGUUAACACUCGCCUAACUGACCAAGCAGAUUACAUUGUUGGCUCUCAAGUCAUGCUGAUCGGUGAGCUGGAGAAGGUUGACCUCUCUGCCUGUGACUUGGCAGAUGAUUUCACCCAUGGAAGUGGAGGCAUUGAACUAAGGGCCAGAGUGUCCAGAUGUAUUGACGGAUUGGAUUAUGCGGUGUAUUGUAAGGGAGUGGAUAUAUGGAGGCAAUUUAAUUCUGACAUGAAUAUGGAACAUUCUUCAUAGUUACUGUUUAUAAAACUUUUGCAUGGGGCCACUUGUUAAAGCACUGAGAACGGAGAGGGGGUGGGGUAUUGAUUGAGGAGAUUUUUGCCUACAGAUGUUUAUUGAGAGGAGGGAGGUAGAAUGUGUACAAAGAUUUAUACUGUCACGUUAGUCCGUAAAAAAAAAACUUUUCUAUACCUGUGAAGCCAAAUGUCACUAAUUUUUUUUAAAACCAUGAUUUCUAAUUAUUUUUUGAAGGCUAUAAAUUAUAAAGUAGAUGCAAAGAUUAUUACCUGUUAUGAAACAUUGUUGUGAUAAAUAGUGAGAAAACAUGUGACAUAACUUUUAACAGGAUGUAUGUUGACUGCCUUUAAUUACAUUCUAAUGUUAUAUAAGUAGGCAUAGGUAGUUUAGGUUGGAGAUGAAAAUUACCAUUUUUGUACAUAGGCUGGGGGGGGGGUAUUUUUUUUUUUUAGCCUUCAUCAAUAUAUGUAUUAGAAGUUCAAAGUUAUUUGAUUUCUAAUAAUGUAUGUUAAAUCUUUUGGAAAAGCUGAAUUGACAUCUGACACCCUGGACAGUAUAUUUGUGCAAUCUUUAAAAGUUUUUGAAAUAGCAUGGGCAAAACCAAAUAAACUUUUUUAUUUUUUUUUUAAAUUUUUUUACCAUUUUAUUAGUCAAGGAUGAUAUUAAUUUUAAGUUUUCUGUGUUUUUCUAUGCUCUAGCAUUAUACUGGCACAUGACAAAUAAACAAUAACUUGUAAAUGAUAACACAAACCAAUCAUUUUUUUUGGCAAAAUUUAUGAUUGAAAAUAAAAUCACCAGAAUAUUCUGUAAUAAUCACUACAAAUACGACACAUUGUAUGUUAAUAAAGAUCAUUCUUAAAUAUAUUAUAUUUAUAUAAGUACUUGCGCACAGAUUUGUAGAAAGAUUAAUUCUUUUUAAAUGAUAUGCUCCUGCAGAGUGCAAAGCUACUCCUAAAAAGUAAAGUUUGCACCUCUGCUUUGAAAAACAUAGCAGAUUUCAAACUGUACAAAAAACAACAACAUACAGCUCAUAACCUAUUUCAGUAUGGAUCUACACGGUAUAAAAUUGCUAUAAAAUUUGUAUUCGAACAAAAGUCAAAUAACCAUUCCUACUUAACAAAAAUAUUUAAAUAAAGAUAAUUAAAUUUUAUAAAUCUUAAUGUUUGAAAGUCAGGAAAAUUCCUAAUACAUAUAACUCUGCUAUUAUUUGUUUAAAGACUUUAUUUACAUAUUCUUUGAGUGAGUGUGUGUGAGCAUGGGAGAGAAAAAUGUGAGGGAUAAGUAAGAGGACAUUUUUUGUGUGUUAUAAUUUGAAUUAGAAAUCUGGAAAGUACUGUCCUUUGCAUUGUCUUUUUGUAACUGCUGUUGAGCAAGUGUUCCUAAAUAAUAUGCAUCUGAUCUUAAAUGUUACUUGUGCACAACUAAAAUAAACUAAUUAUAAUAUAUGAACUGUUUAAAAUAAUUUUUUGUUUUUUGUUUUGUAAUUUUUAGGUUCACCCCUCCUUAAUACUGAGUUUAUCACUUAAAAUGUAAAGGCUUUAAAUAAAUGGCACAGCGGGCCAGUGUUUUUAAUGUAUCAUUUCUCUGUUGAGUAGUGGGUAUUAAAAGUAAAAUUAAUUAUUUUUUUUAAAAAUAAAUUAUUCUAACACAACAUUGAAUAGUUACUUUAAUAAUAAACACAUAGCUUUAUAAGAAAAAAAAAAGCUUAUGGGUGAAAUGCUUCAUCGUAAAAAGGAAAACAGUUUUAGAGCUAUUUAUAGCCUCAUUGCUAAAAAACAGUAAUUUUUAUUAAGUAUCAACACAAAAAAACAACUGGAGGGAAAAAAAUGAAAUGAAAACCCUCAUGCCACAGCUUUGUUGAAAAAUAAACAAACGAAAAUCACAAAAUUAUUAUUUACCAAGGGUGACAGCUUAGAGAAUCUUGGGAAAAGUAAUCUAAGUUCCUAGGUCUAACAUGGGAAACUAGUCAAACAUCGGAAGGGUAGAGUCACACAAGAUAAAGUGUGUGGGGGGGAGUAAUGGUAAAGAAUUCAACUUCUAAUUGUAUGCAAAAUACUACCAAGAUGUGAUUAUUUGGAAUGAAAUUUCAUUAGUUUUGUUUUUUAAAACUGGUGUAAAUUUUUUUUUUUUUAAAUGACAACAGUCAUGUGCACAGCUUUUUAUUAAGGGACAAAUUUAUCUUAAUUCAUCCACUUUGGCAUAGAUUUCCUAAUCUUUUGCAACUUAUGGUCAAUGAACAAGUGGUCAAUUUAAAACAAUGCUUUUUGAAAAACAACAUCUUUAAUUCAUAUCAAAAUGAUGAAAGUGAUCCCUACGAGUACAAAGUAUGGCCAAAUAAUUACAUUGGUAGUUUUUUGCUGCAAUUCUACUACAUCUUAAUCAAAUGUCAGCAUUGUUUAAAUAUUUUACCAAAUGUCAACAUUUUACAUAGGAGUAUUCAUGACAUCUCAUCAUAGUUUGUGGAAAAUCUGGUACGAAAUAGUGCUUGUGAUUUUCAUACAGCCCCGUGCCAUUGUGUUCAGAAGUUAAAAAAAUAAAUAACACAUGACCAAAGUGUGACCUGGAUGCUGCUACUGCUCCGCCAUACAUUGAGCUGAACUUUGCUCCCUCUCACUCUGUUGUCAUGUAAAUGUUGAUUAGCAGCUGAUUUUAACUCUCUGAGCUCAUAAAUAGGUUUUGAAUCAAUGUUUUAUAAAUUGACAGUUGAGAGCACUACCGAUUCCAUCAGGGAUAAUUUUAAAAAAUAAAAGAAAAGCACUAAAAUAAAAUUCAUCACCUCACAUUUAAUGUUUGGCAUUUCUAAAAAUGUCGUUUUUUUUUUUCCUUAAAUUUUAAAUAAAAAUUGAUUUUAACGUCUUCCAUCACAAUUCACUAUUGACAAAAAAUUGAUUAUUUCAGGAGGAUAAGCCCAUUUUGAAUGUCUUUUUUUUUCAUCAGUUUCUAGGAACCUGCUGUAUUUUCACUGACUCACUCCACUAGAAUUGUCUUUUUUAAAUAUUUUUUUUAACAUAUAUGAAUGUACAUUUAGUGCCAGGCAAAAUAAAGUUAUAUUUUAAAACAACAUUUAUGAAAUAUGACUAUGCCCAAGAAGUUAAAUAUAUUGGGAGGGGGGGGGGGUGGUGGUGUU
This is a messenger RNA of Lymnaea stagnalis (great pond snail), 7384 nucleotides long. Lineage: Eukaryota; Metazoa; Mollusca; Gastropoda; Lymnaeidae. The record is from the annotation of a GenBank genome assembly.